This is a messenger RNA of Dentiscutata erythropus, 1281 nucleotides long. The record is from the annotation of a GenBank genome assembly. NCBI's taxonomy places the organism in Eukaryota, Fungi, Glomeromycota, Glomeromycetes, Diversisporales, Gigasporaceae.
UUUACUGGUUGCAAGACUCUUGUGGUAUUCAAGGUUUCUUGGUUCUGUCAUUCUUCGUAUGUAUUAAAAGAAGUUUUAAGAACAAUAACUUCAAGAAUCAAUAAAACGAUGUGGUUCUUGGAGAAUGUGGUCUUUUAUAAAGAAUUAGCUAAAGAUGGGAACUUUGGUGCAAUAUAUGAACUAGCAGAAUGCUAUGUUCAUGCUUUUUCUAUUACAAAAUUAAAAAUUCUUCAAAAAAAAAAAAAAGAUAAUUCUUCACAAUCUUCACAAGAAUUCUUGCCGCUCGACUAUAGCCAAGAUGAAUUACAAGAGGAUUUAAUAAAUGUUGAGGACAUGAUUUCAUCAGAUAAUGAAAAAGAACACGACAAUGAUCCUGUGUUCGACUUAGAGCAAAGCCUAUACGAGUAUACUCUAGCUUCAGCAGAAUUUAGUGCGGAAGACAUACCAAUUUUGCAAGAAAUAAGUAAUGAAGAAACUGGCGAUGAAUAUACUGAAGAGAUUCCCGCUAUUAUGACAAAACAAACUACACUAUGCAUCAUAAUCGAUAAUAAUCAUGGAGAAAUACGACGCUGUAAUAGAGAAUCUGCUAAGGGAUUGCGAGAAUUAAUCAGUGUCUGGGAAAUUGACGAAGAUGCUGUUAAUGAUGUUAAUAAAGAACUUCAUCAUAAAGCAGACCCGGGAUGCACUGCAAUGCAUUUAGAUGAUACCGAAACUACGCUUCUCCAUUUUGCAAAGCUAAUUAAAAUAGUAGCAUACUCAGAAAAUGAUAUAAUAAAAAAGAAUUUACUUCAAGACCUCAUUCCAUGCAUAGAAAAUUUUAAUCUGGAUUCGUCUUCUGCAUCAUCUAGCAAAUUACCCAGCUUGUUUGUCGUUAAUACGAUUCUCAAAAUUAAAAAAAUUGAUUUUUCCAAACAACAACUUAUACAAAAACCCAAAAAAUAUGAAGAAUUUGGAAAAUCACUUGCCCUUAAAGUUUUAAAAUCACGCACCAGCUUAGCACCUUAUAAGUCAACAUUAGAAAGUCCCGAUUCUUUGCAGCAGUAUUAUGAAGCAAUACCAAAAUGCUUAACAAGCCUUUUUGAUAGUUUAAUUCAUACUUUGCUAUUUCAAAAAUAUGAAAUUGUUAGACAAAAACAAAAAGAAUGCAAAAGCACUAUAACUAAAUUUGACGAAAGCGAAAUAGUGAAAAGCACAGUAUUCUUGUCUUCUAUAAUUUUAACAACUACAUUUAAAGGCUGGAAAUUUUGGCUUCCACAAGUAAUUGAAUCUUUCUGUAAAUGA